Molecule: messenger RNA, 1680 nt
Organism: Aspergillus saccharolyticus JOP 1030-1
Lineage: Eukaryota; Fungi; Ascomycota; Eurotiomycetes; Eurotiales; Aspergillaceae
Product: elongin A domain-containing protein
Exons: 4
Coding region: 202-1281 (359 amino acids)
Biological process (GO): transcription elongation by RNA polymerase II
Cellular component (GO): elongin complex; nucleus
Source: RefSeq, a predicted model, not a curated record
GGCGCAUUCAGUUUAUCUUGUUCACCACCACGCAUGAAAAGGCUCCAGUGGUCAGGGCUCAUGCGACCAUGGUUUAGGCUCUUGGGACUACCUUCAUAUAUGUCUUACUCUCUCGAAUCUUUCAUUCUCGUCAUAUAUGAUAGAUGUCACAUGCCCAGAACUUGGUUAUUCUAUGAUUUUACACCCGGUUAAGAGACAAGAAUGCCGCCGCCAUCACUCCUCCAGCUCUGCACGGCGGCUGCCAUCAGAAACGUCAAGCAUUUGAACGAUAUCGGAAACAUUCCGUAUGCCCUCGCGCGUCCGUUCCUCCUGAAGGUGGAGAGUCCCGAGAAACUGAGAGCAUUAGAGAUUCAGUCGCCGCAUCUCAUGCGCGAUGACGAGGAAAUAUGGCGCGAGUUCAUCAAGCGGGACAUCCCGCAAUGGGAGAAGUACGAUUUGCCCGAAAAGCCCGACUGCUGGUAUGAUGUAUACUGCGAUAUGAGGGAGCAAGUGCAACGGGCAGUCGACGAGGAUGCAGAGAAACUCCGGAUGGCUCUGGAUGGCAUCAGCUCCGAAAGAGCAAAGCAUAGUGCCAAGCUACUCUCUGACCGGGACCGGCGCAUCAUCGGCCUUCGUCAGCGGCCUACAGCGAAGCAGCGCUACGCUUGGCACGAUCGAAGCAUGGGCGGCAUCAAGCCAGUCUUCUCCGCUGCGAGGUCAGGGCCGGGCUCCUCAGACCCGUUGAGCGCGCCGGCCUGGCAGUUCGACCGUCCCUCCGUACCGCGACCCGAGACGAAGAAGAAGAACAGCAUCUUUGCGGCUACAAAGCGGAACAGCGUGCUUGCCAUUCCAACGAAGCAGCUCAACAAUAGGGCUUCGCAGGUUCGGCAGGCGCCACGGUCGUUGAUUGAGGAACAUCGGCGACCUAUCGAACCGGUCGUUCCUCGCCGACGAGAGAAUACCGCUCUGACCAUGAGGGCGCCCGGACGGUCACGGAUGCAGGGUGCUGCCGGUUUCUCGGGCCAGAAUAAUCUAGCAGUUGACUCUACCCUGCGGGAUAGAGAAGCCCGGCUGCGGGCGAUAACCUCCGGACGACCAUUAGACUCCCAAGGGAACUCGUCUGGCUCAGAGACCACGAGUAGACCGCAUUCUACACGUCCGGAGACGGCCGCGCCGACAUCUUCAUCAUCACAUACGACAAUUGCAGUUGAUUCGACUGCGACCGCACCUCGUCCACUAGUUCGGAAAAGACCAGCCCCCGCCAAUCCGCUCCUUCAACCCAGAAAGAGGAAACCAAACUGAUGUUUGGCUUCAUCACUACCGCGCGGGGGCGUUCUCUAUUUCAGCCUUAUAUACUCGACUCCUCGUCGUGGUCUUACAUCCUCUCGCGAUAUAAAGCCCAGUGUAUUAGCAUAAUCUUGACCUCUUCAAAACCGCCCUUUUAUACCAUUCCUGCAAUCUGCGCAUUUCACUUUUUUCACUUUCUCUCCAAAGUUCAUCUAGACAUGAUUGUUGGUUUCCGGUUUGGCGCAAUAAGCUUCUACGAUUUUCUGCUGGGGUUGAAUUUAGACGGGUCACAAGGCGAACUGGGUUGGAACUUUUUCUCGCGGGAAGUCUAUGAAUUCUAUAUGUCCUUUGAUACAUCUAUGCACGAUGCACCUUGGUUUCUGCUUCACCUAACGUAUUACGGAAUCGACUCUC